AUGGAGGAUCUUCCUUUGAAGAAGAGAAGACGUGUUCAGGAUCUGCAAGUUCUUCAAGAUCCCGAGCCUGCUGGACAUAACGACGAAAAUGCAGUGGUUCUAGAUGGCGGCGCCGACGACGAUGCGGUGGUUCAAGAUGGCGGCGACGAAAAUGCGGUGGUUCUAGAUGGCGGCGACAAUGUGGUGGAUCUAGAAGAUGCAGAGGUCAAUGCGGCGGAGGUGCAAAAUCUAGCUGUGGAUCCUCUCAUUCCUUGUAAGCUCAGAUCUGUAAGGCGUUAUCUACAAACCUGUGCUCUUCUGGGAUGUCAGCUUCGAAUCUCUCCGAAUUCUGCACAUUGUUGUCCGGGGCAUGCAGAUCUAGCGGCACUGUUUUCACAAAUGAUAAGUUCUUUCCACUGUUUUGAUCGCUUUGUUGAUCGUAACACUACCUGUGCCAUAUGUCUCCUCAACAUAUGUAGAGGUGCUGCAACUGGUGUGCCAGACCUAGAAGCUGUUGAAAACGUGUUCACCACACUGCCAUGGAAUCUACCUAUAAUUCCUGAGAACUCUCAAGAAUGGCUAUUCAUCAAAAGCCCUCCAGCAAGGUAUCAAACGAUGAAGGAUGCUGCUGGUGUCAGUACUGGUAUCAAAUGGAAGAUCGAUCCCAGGCAAAGUCUACACAUAGAGGAGCUUGAGCACCCACCAAUCUUCCUAACCUAUUUCAGGUUGCUUGGUGUUGAUGAUGAUGAUGAUGAAUGGCGACUUAGACUCUACCAAUGCCAAGGUCGAUCUCUCUAUUGCCUUACACGUGGCCAAGAAGCAGCAGCUCCAGAACCGAAGGUUAAAACUAACAGAAGCAACAAAAAUCCACCUAAAGACAGCAAUACUCCCUCCUCAAGCUCUGGUAUUGUGGGUAAAAAGAGUGGGAAGAACAUCUGUAGCUCCAUUGCAACCUCAAGCUCUAUUGUGGUUAAAAAGAGUGGGAAGAACAUCUGUACAUCCAUUGCAACCGGUCACUUGGGAGGUCAGGGCUUUGUUGUAGGGAACAGGGUCAUAGAUUACUUCAGCAAGUUGACUAAGAAGAAGCACCAAAAGGACAUCGGCAAGGACAACAAGGCUCUUGGUCAGGACACUAAGCAGAAGCACCAAAAGGACAGCGGCAAGGACAAGAAGGCUCUUGGUAAGCUCGGAAGGAAAACUUUGGAGAGUUUACUCAAGGAAGAAGAAGGAAUCGAACGGAGGUUUGGAGGCAACGUCUGA
Microthlaspi erraticum is the source of this 1239-nucleotide messenger RNA. The record is from the annotation of a GenBank genome assembly. NCBI's taxonomy places the organism in Eukaryota, Viridiplantae, Streptophyta, Magnoliopsida, Brassicales, Brassicaceae.